UCAAUCGGUCUAAGUGGUUGAAAUAGCGAAGUGAUAAGAAUUGUAAAAUGUGUUGCGUUAAACAUUUUGUUUUACUCAUUAUAUUGCAACAAUAUACUGUAAAUGGGUUUAGCAUAUUUAAUCUAUAUAAUGGAUUCAAGUACCUCAAUAAUAAAAUAAAUUCCAUUGUGCCUGCAAACCUUCCCGAUAUUCAUGUGAAGAUGCGUUGGAUUUUACAAGAGUUAGACCACUUCGACCCCAAAAACUUACUUAUGUUUAACAUGAGAUACUUUGAAAAUGUUCUAUAUUGGCAAGAGAAUGGACCAAUCUUUGUGUUCUUGGGAGGAGAAAGCGCAUCGUCACCUCAAUGGACUAGAUUCGGAAUAAUCCAUGAACUGGCAAAAGAAUCACAAGGAGCAAUGUAUGUAACAGAACAUAGAUAUUACGGCGAAAGUAAACCUAAGAACUUGACAAAAGAAGAUCAAUUCAAAUAUUUAAGUUCAAGACAAGCUCUUGCUGAUAUAGCAAAGUUAAUACACUAUUUAAAAUUGUUACCCAUGUAUAAAAAUUCUAAGGUAGUUGUAAUUGGAGGAUCAUAUGCAGGUAACUUAGCCGCGUGGAUGAAGGUUUUAUAUCCAGAUUUAGUCGACGCGGCUGUAGCAAGCAGCGCACCAGUCUUAGCAAAAAAAGAUUUCUUUGAAUAUCUUGAAAAAGUUACUGAGGAUUAUGAAACUUAUGGAACUCACGGAUGCUCGGACAAGAUAAAAAAUAUAUUCGACAGAUUUCAUCAGCUAUUGCAGAGCUCUGAAGGCAUAAAACAGUUAAAAAAAGAAGAGAAUAUUUGUGAUUCAUGUGAUAUGAGUGUGAUAGAAAACCAGGCCGUAUUCUUUGAGGUUAAGACAAGUAUAUUUAUGAGUAAUUCUCAAUAUGGAUCAACAAAAACUAUUAAACAGCAUUGUGAAAAAUUAAGCGACGUAAGUUAUGAUACUAAAUCUUUAACGGACAACUCUAUGUUACCAAUCAUAUACUCUGAGAAGUUAAACUGUUAUGAUUAUGACUUUAACAGAAUGAUCCAAGUGAUGAAAAGUAAUGACGAUUUGUUUUGGAUAUAUCAAACAUGCACUGAAUUUGGCUAUUAUCAAACAACGAAUUCGAAGGCACAGAUCUUUAAAAACAUCCCAUUGGAGUUUUACAUAAAAAUAUGUACUGAAAUGUUUGGCAAUGAUUUUAACGAAACAAGAGUGGAUCAGGCAGUAAAAAACACGAAUAAACUGUAUGGAGGAUUAAACCCAAAUGUGACAAAGGUGGUAUUUUCAAAUGGCAACCUAGAUCCUUGGAGUACGAUAGGUGUUUUAGAGGGCUUAUCCUACGACGCCCCAGCAGUAGUUAUUCCAAGGUCUACUCACUGCGCCGAUUUACUUCCUAUUUUUGAACCUGACAAUGAAGAAUUGAAAGAAGCAAGAAAACACAUCAAGUAUUUAAUUAAGAAGUGGAUAGGAAUAGAGGAAUACUUAACUUCAUAACUUAUGUGAAGUGUCCAUAUAACACUUAAAUCUAUGAUCACUUUAUGCGGUCAAAGGUCAUUUAAAAUAAAAGUGAAAAUUUAUUGAAA
Messenger RNA from Danaus plexippus (monarch butterfly), 1591 nucleotides. Its product is annotated as putative serine protease K12H4.7. NCBI's taxonomy places the organism in Eukaryota, Metazoa, Arthropoda, Insecta, Lepidoptera, Nymphalidae. Gene Ontology annotation, molecular function: dipeptidyl-peptidase activity; serine-type exopeptidase activity. Gene Ontology annotation, biological process: proteolysis. The record is from RefSeq and is a predicted model, not a curated record. Bases 48 to 1502 code for a protein of 484 amino acids. The transcript has a single exon.